ACAGUAGCGAUGUCAUUUCUGCGCAGGUCAAAGCUUUUUAGCAAAAAAAGAAAACAGCCAAAAGACCAACAUUAGCCUUCAUGCUCUUCGCUUUGCCGCAUGUGUUGCAACCAGCCUCCACCCCUUUUAUUUUUAUGUUUUUCAGCGUCACAUCCCCCUGGCCGGAGGAAUGUAGAGACAGAGUGUUUUAAAAAUAGCAUCCUCCUCUGACAGCGCUGCUCCGCUGGCUCCGCAGCACUGUGGUGCGAGAAGCAGGAAUGCGAAGAUGGCUGCAGACCUCGGAGAGCUGCUGGUCCCAUACAUGCCCACCAUCAGAGUCCCCAAAACAGGAGACAGGGUUUUCAAGAGCGAGUGCGCCUUUUCCUUCGACUCUCCAGAGUCAGAGGGAGGCCUGUAUGUGUGUAUGAACACAUUCCUGGGCUUUGGACGGGAACAUGUGGAGAGACAUUAUCGCAAAACAGGACAGAGCGUUUACAUGCACCUCAAACGACAUGUCAAAGAGAAAGCCACAGGAGCUGCAGGAGGCGCCAUCCCCAGACGAAGAAAUGGAAAAGUGUUUCUAGAUUUAGAGCUAAACCGUGAUUUUAACGGAGAGGACUAUGAAUAUGAAGACGAGGUCAAGCUUGUCAUUUUUCCAGACCACUUCGAGAUCCCCUUACCAAAUAUUGAGGAGUUGCCUGCUCUGGUGACCAUCGCCUGUGACGCAGUGCUCAAUGCACCAUCAGCUUACAAGAAGCAGGAGCUUGAAUCCUGGGAGGAGGAGAUCCAGGUGUCCAGACAUGCCAGGAGCCUCAGACAGCUGGAUAAUGGGGUCAGGAUCCCACCCAGUGGCUGGAAGUGUCAAAAGUGUGAGAUGAGAGAAAACCUGUGGCUGAACCUGACAGAUGGAGCAGUGCUCUGUGGGAAGUGGUUCUUUGAUGGGAGCGGAGGCAACGGCCAUGCUCUGGAACACUACAAAGAGACCAAAUACCCCCUGGCUGUAAAACUGGACACCAUCACCCCUGACGGAGCAGAUGUCUACUCAUUUGAGGAGGAGGAAGCUGUGUUGGACCCCCACAUAUCAGAACACUUGUCACACUUUGGAAUAGACAUGCUACAGAUGCAGAAAAGAACAGAGAAUGGUCACCACACAGACAAUAACUCCCGGCCGCGGGUCAGUGAAUGGGAGGUGAUCCAGGAGUCGGGCAUGAAGCUGAAAGCGGUGUUUGGUUCUGGUUACACAGGCAUCAAAAACCUGGGGAACAGCUGCUACCUCGGCACAGUCCUACAGGUCCUCUUCAGCAUCCCAGACUUUCAGAGGAUGUAUGUUGGUAAUCUUCAGAGAAUAUUUGACUAUUCACCCCUUGACCCCAGCCAGGACUUCGCCACACAAAUGGCUAAACUGGGACAUGGACUGCUCUCAGGCCAGUACUCCAAACCACCCAUGAAAUCUGAGGUCAUUGAACAGGUGAUGAAAGAAGAAUACAAGCACCAGCAGAAGGGCGUCUCUCCCCGGAUGUUGAAGGCCCUGGUCAGCAGGGGACACCCAGAGUUCUCCUCUAACAGACAACAAGAUGCCCACGAGUUCUUUCUGCACAUCCUAAAUGUGGUGGAGAGGAACAGUGCAGGCUCGGAAAAUCCAAGCGAUGUCUUCCGCUUCCUGGUGGAGGAGCGAGUUCAGUGCUGCCAGACACGUCGGGUUCGUUACACUCAGCGGGUGGACUACUGCAUCCAGCUGCCAGCUCCCAUUGAGGCGGCCACUAAUCGAGAGGAGCUGCUGGCAUAUGAGGCUAAGCGGAGGGAUGCUGAGGAGAACAUGCGGGCUCCUCCUGAGCCAGUUAGAGCACGGAUCCCCUUCACCGCCUGCCUGCAGGCCUUCACCGAGCCGGAGAACGUCCCUGACUUCUGGAGCUCAGCGCUGCAGGCAAAGUCAGCCGGAAUCAAAACUUCCCGUUUUGCCUCCUUCCCAGAGUAUCUGGUUUUGCAGAUAAAAAAAUUCACAUUUGGGGUUGACUGGGUGCCAAAGAAACUAGACUUGGCCAUAGAUGUUCCAGACUUUCUGGAUCUCAGCCGGCUGCGGGCCACUGGGCUGCAGGCGAGUGAAGAGGAGCUGCCUGACCUUAUGCCUCCCAUCGUGCUACCUGAAGACACCAGAGAUAACUCCAUGGGCUCCAUGGACUCUCCAGAAAUAGACGAGGCGGCAGUAAUGCAGCUGGCGGAGAUGGGCUUUCCGCUGGAGGCCUGUAGGAAGGCCGUCUACUACACAGGCAACAUGGGCCCAGAGAUGGCCUUCAACUGGAUCAUAGCACACAUGGAGGAGCCUGACUUUGCAGAACCUCUCACUCUGCCCUCCAUGAUGGAUCCGGGUCCCUCCACCAGCGACAGCCCCAUGGGCGCAACCCUGCUGGGCAACUCGCCCCCCGAGGAGAGCAUCGCCAUCCUCACUUCAAUGGGCUUCCCCCGCGCUCACAGCAUCCAGGCACUUAAAGCCACGAACAACAACCUCGAACGAGCACUCGACUGGAUCUUCACCCACCCAGAGGAGGAGGAGAGUGACGCCCUUUCAGACAUGGCCGACACGGAGCCCAACGGCAACGCUUUCUCCAACGCCAACUCACACAGCGACUCCACACUGUCCCCAGACAGAGACGCGUCGGGCCCGCGGGUCAAAGACGGACCGGGACGUUAUGAGCUCUUUGCUUUCAUCAGUCACAUGGGAGCAUCCACCAUGUCAGGACAUUAUGUCUGUCACAUCAAAAAGGAGGGAAGGUGGGUGAUCUACAACGACCACAAAGUGUGUUUGUCAGAAAGGCCUCCAAAAGACUUGGGCUACAUCUACUUUUACCAUCGACUGUCUAGCAGUUAAACUGAAGUACCCCUCUCCCCCUCCCCCCUUCCACAAUGCAACCUUUUUAAAGAACCGCAGUCUUUCACCCUGAAGACUGGCAGACAACUUUAAUAACAGCCACAGUGAAAACGAUGGAAAUAACCUCUCAGACCAGCUGCUCGCCUUAAUAUGAUGUCAUUCAGGAGCAACCAGGAAACGUGGUCAGAAAAGGAAAGCAAUGUGCAUUUGUGUGCAUUUGUGUUAUGUUAUGCUUUAAAUGUAUAUUUUGGGGUUUAUGUCUAAGAAAAGACAUUUUCUUGACCGUGUAGGUGCAGAGGGAUGUGUGCAAUUUCCACUAAACAAAAUUUCAAUAUCAAAUCUUAUUGUUCCUCCUUUAUGCCUUCAGCUACUGUGCCAGUAUUUUCAAAGUGGUACAUUUUAUAAAUGUAUAUUGAAAUGGCUUCACUGCCGGCCCUGAAAUGCUCUGAAACUGCAACAACAAACAAGAAAUCCCUGCUGCUCGUGGCUUUGUAUUUUACUUUGAAAUACAAAAGAAUGUUUUUUCAUCCCCGGGAAAUUGAAAGGACAUUAAGAAUUAAAAUGUUUUGGGUGGUCACCAAGAUAAUUAACAACAUAUACUGUAUGUUCAGACUAUAGGGGAGCACCAAGAAGGCCAUGAACAGGCGUUAACUAGACUGUAGUUAAAAAUACAGUAUUACAGGUUGAAUAAUGGCUCAAACCUGCUCCAGUUCUACCCGGAGACGACAUGCAAGUUUGUCCCUUUUUAAUGAGAAACUUUCUGACGUAAACCAGCUGAGUUACAGUAUCAAGAUAGACGUAUUUUCCUUCCCUGAAAGCACCUUUUGAUUAAAUCAAGUUUAAAUUUUGCAGCUGAUGCAGUUGAAGUGGACUUUUUAUUUACCAGCUAUAAGCAGUUGAAUGUGUCAACUUCAGUACUGCUGACCAUGUAAGUCCUUGAAGUAACCAUUAGUCUAUGAAGGAGAUGACAGCAUUGCAUAUAAUUGACGUCUAAUAUAAGCAACUCUGUGCUCAUUCUAAUAUUUAUCAAAUCAUAAGUGCACUGAACUUCUUCGUUCUCCUUUUGUCCAUAUUACAACAUAUUUUCGUAGUUGGCAAAACUUCAACUCUCAGCUGCAGCCGGUGCAGUUUAGCUCCUUUCUCUCUCUGAUAGAUUUAGACUGUGACCCAAAACCUUAAAAUGAAUGUUUUCCUUCACCUGUUGCCACUUUUUAACAGGUCAGUUAAUUCAUUUAUGCAUCUGAACUGUUUUCACGAGUAAAGCAAUAUAUGCAACUACAACCAAAUCUACUCAUGAACCUACUGUAUGAUGAAAAGCUGUACAGUGACCUGCAUCUCUUGUACUAACAGACGUGGUGCAGUGCUGAAUGUAUAACUCCAUGGUGCUAACUGCAACCAAAACCUCCUGUUCAGUUUGAAUACUCCGAAACCACAGUGAACGUAGAACUGGCCCUUAGCUGUUUAGUCACUAUAAAUAACCUCAUGCUGGAUUAUCCACCAACUCUGUACUCUUCUCGUUUAUCUACUCAGUAUGUUUGAAAUGUGCCAGACAGAUUCAGCAUGGAUAUUAUUGUGCGUUGUUUGUCAAAUAUUCGUGAAUUUGCAACCUCUGACUGAAUCUGGUUUUAUCUGUUGCAUCCCAAAAAAGGGCAGUGUAAUAUCACAGUGUUGGUAUUUUGUCAGUGGCACAAACACUUAAUUCCAGUUUGGUGAUCCUGGCAUGUGGUGAAACGGUCUUUCACUCAGUGGUGCACUUUUGUGUGCAUAACGGGAGUUCCGCUGAAAAUAGACUUUCCGAAUGUUACGGUAUUCUGCAAAAGUCUACACCUUCUUUAUAUUUGCAUUUUUUUUGCCGAUUUUUGUAGUCAUUCCCUUUCAUAUUCAAGGAGAGGACAAUCCUUUGACAAUAAACUGACAUUUCUUAAGAGGGUUCAAAGAAACAAAAGGAGACAUAUUUGACUGCAUAUCUGAUUAACAUCAAUAACUGUAAUAAGAUUGUCCCUAAAAAUGUCUUUCAACAAUCUCAUGUAAUGCUUUUUAAGACAGUCAUAUGGGUGUUUUUCCUUUAGGGUUAAUAUCUUUACAGACAAAAUUUUUAUUACAGAUUAAAUCCAUAUUUCAGCGGUGCUCCCCUUUAACAACACUGUGCAUGGACUUCCCUGAGCAGAACUUCAGUUUUAUUAUAUCUUGACCUCUCAUCUUCAUUAGACACUACUUGCUCAACUGCAGCUUCAUUGUCUAUGCAGCUGGGAAUUCUAAAAGGUCUCUCUAUGCAAGUCUUGUGUUUCUGCUGUUCUUCCUAUAAAAGGUGAUUUCUUUUUGUGUGUGUGUGUGUGUGUGUGUGUGUGUGUGUGUCAGAAACCACAUGUAUCCUAUCGAACCCUCAUCUGUAAUCGGUGUUUCCGCUCUUGAACAUCAGUGGAUGGGGGAUAAACUUGUUGUCUUGCUGUUAUUGUUAGUUGUUCAGAUAUUCUGUGCAAUUCAUUUUAUUUCUCUGCGCCUUUUGGGGUUUUGCGCCCCCCCUCCAUCUUCUUGUUUACGUUAUCGUCUUUGUAUUUUGUCUUUUUGUUUCAGCUCUUCCUCCAGCUCGGUCUCUUCCAUUCUUUUUCUCUACGUUGUUAAAACGUUAAAACGGUUCAAUUUGUCACAAAAAUGCUUUUUCACUGUCAGCAUGUGCACUAGACGUUGACAUUUAGUCAUUUGGAUUGUACAAUUGUACUUUUGUGAGUUGUAUUCUCUUUUUCAUUUCACUAAAUGUCAACAAAGGUUCUUCACUUCUUUUUACUCUGUUGCCUUUUUUGAAAACAAGCUUGUGCCAAUUCUGUAGUUUUCAUUACAUAGAUUUCCUGAAGGGAUUAUUUUAAGUUGACUUUUGUAAUGUAUGCAUUUAUCCAAAUGUGGCUUAGGUGUAUGUGAAUAGAGUCAUGACAGUAUAUGCAGUGGCACUGUUUACUUACAAUGUUUGGGUAAUUUAAUAAACUACACCUUUGUUGAGA
Perca fluviatilis (European perch) is the source of this 5841-nucleotide messenger RNA. It is a transcript of the gene usp13, whose product is annotated as ubiquitin specific peptidase 13. Gene Ontology annotation, biological process: protein deubiquitination. Gene Ontology annotation, molecular function: zinc ion binding; protein binding; cysteine-type deubiquitinase activity. NCBI's taxonomy places the organism in Eukaryota, Metazoa, Chordata, Actinopteri, Perciformes, Percidae. The record is from RefSeq and is a predicted model, not a curated record.